AUGCAGCUGCGCGAGGAGCUCCGCGACGCGGUGUGCGUCUUCUACCUCGUGCUGCGCGCCCUCGACACGGUGGAGGACGACAUGAGCCUCGCGGUCGACUUGAAGCUGCGCGAGCUGCCGGUCUUCCACGAGCACCUGCGCGACCCCUCGUGGCGCAUGUGCGGCGUCGGCGCCGGCCGCGAGCGCGAGCUGCUGGAGCGCUUUCCGCACGUCACGCGCGUCUACGCCCGGCUCGGCAAGGCGUACCAGGACGUCAUCACCGACAUCUGCGCGCGUAUGGCCUCCGGCAUGUGUGAGUUCCUGACGCGCCGCGUCGAGUCGCGUGCGGACUACGACUUGUACUGCCACUACGUCGCCGGCCUCGUCGGCCACGGCCUCACGCGCCUGUACGUGUCGGGCGGCUUCGAGGACCCGAACCUCGCCGACGACCUGACGAACGCCAACCACAUGGGGCUGUUCCUGCAGAAGACGAACAUCAUCCGCGACUUCUACGAGGACAUAUGCGAGAGCCCGCCACGCAUCUUCUGGCCGCGCGAGAUAUGGGCGCAGUACACGGACGACCUGCACGCCUUCAAGGAGGAGGCGCACGAGGCGAAGGCGCUCGAGUGCCUUAACGCGAUGGUGGCCGACGCGCUGGUGCACGUGCCGCACGUCAUCGAGUACAUGGCCGCGCUGCGCGACCCGUCGGUGUUUGCCUUCUGCGCCAUCCCGCAGCUCAUGGCGAUGGCGACGCUUGCGCUGGUGUUCAACAACCGUAAUGUCUUCCACAGCAAGGUUAAGCUUACGAGGGGGUCCACGUGCAGCAUCAUUCUGUACUCGACGCAGCUGCAGUCGGCGAUGCAGACGAUGCGGACACAAGCGCAGAACCUUCUCGCGCGCACCGGCCCCGACGAUGUGUGCUACGACAAAAUCGCGGAACUCGUGGGCGAGGCGGUGCGGGCCGUCGAUGCGCACCUGCAGCCAGAGACCGACGGCGUGGCGCGCUCGAUGCUGACGCGGUACCCCGCGCUGGGCGGCCGCCUGCUGUACACGCUCAUUGACAACGUCGUUGGCUACCUUGGGAAGUAG
Messenger RNA from Trypanosoma grayi, 1068 nucleotides. Its product is annotated as farnesyltransferase. The coding region runs from base 1 to 1068 and encodes 355 amino acids. NCBI's taxonomy places the organism in Eukaryota, Euglenozoa, Kinetoplastea, Trypanosomatida, Trypanosomatidae. Gene Ontology annotation, molecular function: squalene synthase [NAD(P)H] activity. Gene Ontology annotation, biological process: farnesyl diphosphate metabolic process; lipid biosynthetic process. The transcript has a single exon. Gene Ontology annotation, cellular component: endoplasmic reticulum membrane. The record is from RefSeq and is a predicted model, not a curated record.